CAUUGACAGAUAUUUCAACGCCACUUAAAAUGGGUAGACAGGCCCACCACUACCAGUCACCCCACCGCCAGUCGUCCGGCUGCCGCUGGUUGCCCCACCUGUCGCUCGGCCGCCACCAGUUGCCCCACCAGUCGCCCGGCCGCCACCGGUCGCCCCACCGGUCGCCCCAUAAGUCGCCCGGCCGCCGGUCGCCCCACCAGUCGCCCCACCUGUCGUCCGGCCGCCACCAGUCGCCCGGCCGCCGCCAGCCGCUGCCGGCCGCCGCUGACCACCACCGGUCGCCCCACUGCCGCCAGGCAUCCCACCGGCCGAGGCCAAGACGGCUUCAAUUUUGUAGUAGCCCUCAUCACACCAAUCAGCUAAUAUCGAAUGUAUUACCAUUUGUAAUAUUUUAAUAAAGAAAUAAACCAUCAUUGGCUGAUCCACUGUCUAAAACAACUCUCAUGUAAUGAUGUAAACAUGUAUGAAAUAAACCUCAUUUUAUGUGUUAACCAUUGAUUGAGAGUUUCAUUAAUUCAUAUAGGUAAAAAAUCACCUUACUUUACUUUGAGCGACCCCACUCCACCUCCCUCUGUCACAUGACCAAUGGCCGCCAGCAUUAAGGACUCUAGCUCAAGAUGCUCAUGCACGACCUGUCACUACAUGGUCAUGGAGGCCUAUCACUCCAGAUCAAUAUGUACAUGGUAGACCUACUGGAUCAAGAUGUCCAUGAGAGACUCUAGAUCAACAUGGUCAUGCUGCUCUAGAGAUCAAAAUGAUAUUGAAGAUAGAUAUUUUCAAUGACUCCCACUCCAUGCUCAGACAUGACAUAUUCUC
Molecule: messenger RNA, 816 nt
Organism: Nilaparvata lugens (brown planthopper)
Lineage: Eukaryota; Metazoa; Arthropoda; Insecta; Hemiptera; Delphacidae
Exons: 2
Coding region: 30-395 (121 amino acids)
Source: RefSeq, a predicted model, not a curated record